GUCCAGUGGACCUCCAGAAGUAGACGCGAAAAUGACUGUCUCGUAUGUUCAAGGUUACUUCAACUCUUCUCUACCGUCUCGGCAGGAGGAUUACAAGAAGCGUUGCAAAGACCGGCGGUCUCCCAAAGCUAUUUGUCCAAUUCCUGACCAGAAGGGACCGCCGAAGGUUGGGACUGUACACUUCUUUUCGCAGCAGCCUGGUUUUGACCAAACGCCCAACCAAACGGUUUAUGCUACAGAGCUGCCUAAGUCCCUUGGGAACAGCAUUACUGCGGGCAGGGAUCGCCGGGUGCUGGUCUAUUCGGUCAUGUUGGCGAGCGCUAUGAGUUUGGUUUUAUAGAGAUUAGAAGCAAUUAGAGUAAUAACCAUGAAUUGUUUCUUCUUAUCCCACAUUUUCCCCCCUAUUCUUUUUUCUAUUUCUACGAUGUGGUGUUCGCGCUUUCUCUGCAGCAUAUUUCCUUUCUUUUCUUUUCAAUUUACCUUCAUUUCUUCUGCUGAGGCUUCUCGACCACAACUUGAGUUUUCCCCCCCUCCUCCCCUUUUUUCUCCUUAUCACUGCUUGGCACAUACCCCCCCCGUUCUAUUGUGAGAUUUUUUUUUAUUUGCGAAUAAUCCGUGCGUUGGUCACGGUAGGGAUAUGCGAGAUGAACAAAUACCGGUAAUGGUAUUUUAACCAUGCCUAGAGCAUUUCUGGGGUUGUGGAAGGAACCGUUGAGAUUGGUGACAACUUAAUGCGGGGGAUUUCAUAUGAUUGGAUGCUCAAGAAUAAUACACAAUACGGGGGCACCAAUCAUUCGAAGAA
Tuber melanosporum (Perigord truffle) is the source of this 802-nucleotide messenger RNA. RefSeq lists its product as uncharacterized. The coding region runs from base 368 to 589 and encodes 73 amino acids. The transcript is spliced from 2 exons. The record is from RefSeq and is a predicted model, not a curated record. Lineage: Eukaryota; Fungi; Ascomycota; Pezizomycetes; Pezizales; Tuberaceae.